UUUAUCUGCCAUUUAGAAUCUAAAUUGUAAACUGGUGGUUGAAUUCAAACCAGUUUGUGUUUUGGAUUCAAGUGAUUAAAAGUUACUUACUGCAAACUGUACCUCAAUUGCUGAGUUUUAAUUUGUUUAAACUACAAUAUAGUGGGAGUAAUUUGAGAUGUUCUUCUAAGUAAAUGUGACAGACACCUACGUGCCAGUGUGAACACCCUGAGACAAUGGAUUCUCCUCCUUCAGCCUUGGCAGCGGCAGCUACCGAUGAUCUCGACAAUAUUGCAGUUGGUAAUGACAUGACAACAGGAGACUCCAGCUCCAGCUCCAACUCCAGUGACAGUGGUCUCUCUCCUGUAGACAGUCCAGGGUGGUGUAGCCCCCAUUCUGAGGGUCCUGAGUUUCCUGCCUCCAGCAUGUCUCUAUACUUGGCUACUCAUUCUUGUCACACUUCUUCGAUAUCCUCACCUCCUAACAACAUUUGUGCCCCUUUUCCUCCCAGUCUUAUCCCUACAUCACCGGAUCAGGCCCCCACAUCUUCCGAUUAUCCUCUGAAAUCACCAUAUUAUUCACCUACUUCCCCUUCGUAUUCACCAGCAUCACCCACUUGCCCUUUGAAUUUGCCAGCAUCAUCCACUUCCCCUUCAUAUUCUCCAGCAUCACCUACUUCACCUUCAUAUUCACCAGCAUCACCUACUUACUCUCCUAAAUCCUCUACUUAUGUACCAACAUCACCAUCAUAUUGUCCCGUAUCUCCUCCUUGCCAUCCUACAUCUCACAAUUACUCUCCAACAUCACCACCCUAUUUAUCCAAUUCUCCUUCGUAUUCACCGGCAUCACCUACUUACUCUCCUAAAUCCUCUACUUAUGUACCAACAUCACCAUCAUAUUGUCCCGCAUCUCCUCCUUGCCAUCCUACAUCUCAUAAUUACUCUCCGACAUCAUCUCCCUAUUUAUCCAAUUCUCCUUCGUAUUCACCAGCAUCACCUACUUACUCUCCUAAAUCCUCUACUUAUGUACCAACAUCACCAUCAUAUUGUCCCGCAUCUCCUCCUUGCCAGCCUACAUCACGCAAUUACUCUCAGACACCACCUUCCUAUUUAUCCAAUUCUCCUUCAUAUUCACCAGCAUCACCUACUUACUCUCCUACUUCCCCUACUUAUGUGCUAACAUCUCCAUCAUACUCUCUUGCAGCUCCUCCUUACCAUCCUAAAUCCCCAGCCUACUCUCACAAUAGUAAUAAAUACUCUCCCAUAAGCUGUAAGAACUCUAACUCCACUUAUAUACCAACAUCCCUAACUAAUAGGCGAAUUUCCUCCACUUACUCUUCUUAUUCUUCAACCUACAGGUCUACUUCCUCCUCUUAUGCCCCCACUUCCUCUAACACUCCAACUUCUCCAAAUUACAGGUCCACUUUACCCAUUUACUCUUCAAACAAUAGGUCUACUCCCACCACUUAUUUUAAAUAUCCAGUCUACAUGCACUAUAAGUACAAACCACACUCUCCAACUUACAGUCCAACCUCCUCCAUUUACACACCCACUUCCCCAGUCCACAGGAGCCUUUCUCCUAUUUAUAUUCCCACUUCUUCCAAUUACACUACAACUUCCCCCCCUUACGUUUAUCCAGCCUAUGCUCGCUGUUUUCACCACCCUUACCAUCCUAAUUCUCCAACCUUCAGUCUAACUUCUCCCACUUACACUUCUCCAACUUACAGUGCAACUUCUCCCACUUACGCAUCUCCAAUUUACAGUCCAACUUCUCCCUCUUACACCUCUCCAACUUACAGUCAAACUUCUCCCAAUUACACCCCUAGUUCUCCUCCUUAUUCUACCAACUCUCCAAUCUACUUUCCACCAGCGCCUCAAGGAGAGCCCCAGUAUGAUUAAUUCUUUUAUAGAAAUUAAAACUCCGUCAAUGAAAGGUUUCAAAGGUUUGAUUUUACUUUGUGAACUUUCCUGCAAAAAGUAUUUACUUUUUAACAAUAUAUGGCAGUUAUUAACACAAAUUUUUACAAUAACCACAUAGUUAAUUAAAAAUUUACUGUAUUCACAAUCAGAUCUAAUUAAUGACAUUGGUUUAUUGUCAUAAACAAAUUGGUUUAUUAAUACAAUCAAGACAUAUACUAAUAUAUUUGGUUGAAUUGUUACAAAAACAACUAUUUUAAUAUGUAUGAUUAGAUAAGCAAUCAAAACAUAUGUUUUUACUGAAUUAGAGAUAAAAAUAUAAACUUUGUGCUUGAAGUAAUGCAGAAGUAUAUUUAAGAGUAUUACUGUUUGAAAUGAAAAUUACAUUUAAUAUAUAAUGUUGGGACUACUUUGUAAAUAUAGACUGCUACAUCUGGUGCUGUAGAUGUAUAAUUUGAUUUAUGGUUGGCUAAACUGUUUGAAAUAUCAAAGUUGUGUUUUACAAACA
Messenger RNA from Homalodisca vitripennis (glassy-winged sharpshooter), 2403 nucleotides. RefSeq names its product DNA-directed RNA polymerase II subunit RPB1-like. Gene Ontology annotation, molecular function: DNA binding. Gene Ontology annotation, biological process: transcription by RNA polymerase II. Bases 216 to 1877 code for a protein of 553 amino acids. Lineage: Eukaryota; Metazoa; Arthropoda; Insecta; Hemiptera; Cicadellidae. The transcript has 3 exons. The record is from RefSeq and is a predicted model, not a curated record.